AUGUUGGAUCCAAAACCGAUCAUUGAUGGGUACGAUACCUCUGACGAAAGUGUUAGUGAAGAACCCGAUGAAGAAGAAAGUGACUCUGGCAUCACUAUGGACAGUACAGACUUUUCCUGUGAUGAAAGUGAGCACGGUGAAGUCGAAGUAUUCGAAGAUGAGGAUUAUGGGUGCGAGACGGCCGAUGAAAUAGGGGAGUUCGAAAAGACUGAGGAAGUUGCAGUGAAUGCAACAGGAGGCGAAGUGGAGUCCAUCACGUCAACAGAUCUAGAGGAAACUGAGGGUGACAUUCUUUCAAGUGAUACUGAUGAUGAAGCAGAAGAGUCCUCAGAAGAUGACGACGAUUCUAAUGAAGAAAAUGAGGAAGGUGAUGAAUUUGAAGAAGUAGAAGAAGAUGAGGAUGUAAUUCAAACGAUGCCAAUGAGUGGUCUCAAUGGAGUAAAGCGCCGUGCCCCAGAAGAAGCUCAGGAAGAUGAUUUCUAG
Molecule: messenger RNA, 483 nt
Organism: Cooperia oncophora
Lineage: Eukaryota; Metazoa; Nematoda; Chromadorea; Rhabditida; Trichostrongylidae
Source: the annotation of a GenBank genome assembly